Linum trigynum is the source of this 1685-nucleotide messenger RNA. NCBI's taxonomy places the organism in Eukaryota, Viridiplantae, Streptophyta, Magnoliopsida, Malpighiales, Linaceae. The record is from the annotation of a GenBank genome assembly.
GUUCACAUGUCUGCAGCUUCCUCAUUCAUCAUUUCUAUUUUCUUUCUUGUUCUGUGACCUCCGAUGAACUUGCUGAUAACUAGUUUUGUCUCUCUGAUCAAGUAAUGAAUUGCUCGUUUUGGUUCAUAAUUCUGGUGCAGGAUGAAGGGUCUCAGCGAUUCAUGCAGUACUGACAGAAUCAGCGAUCUCCCUGCGGUCUUGGCAGAUCACAUUGUCGCGUUCUUGCCCCUAAAAGACGCAGCGAAAGCGGCUACAUUGUCAACGCAAUGGAGGUAAUACUGCUGGAGAAAUGUUCCUCAAGUUGUAUUCGAUGCUGAUUUUGCUCGAACCCAUUGGUCCGAAUACGAAUCAAAUGUGCAUAACCUGAUGAACAAGAUUCACGAAGCCGUGCUUCUUCAUAACAGCAAUCCCACGACCAAGGUUGUGCUUGCAAUCCCUGGAUUAAUACCAUGUGACGAGAUCGAUCACUUCAUUCUUUACCUUGCCAACAACAAAGUGCUCCGGGAUUUCACGCUUCGAAUACUCGAUGAAUCAGGGCGGUAUGUUUAUGACCUCAGGAAUUUCCCUUCCUUGUUUGCUGCUAUUGAACUCAGUACCCUGAAACUGCACAGCUGUGAAUUUAGACCACCUCCUGGGUUUGUGGGCUUCAACAAGCUCACCCAUCUCGAACUGAAUAACAUAAUGUUGGACGAGGAUUUCUUCGUUGAUUUUGUUACCAAGUGCCCGCUGCUAGAAGAUUUGAGGAUAAUAGAUUGUUGUGGGUUAGGCGCUCCUCUUGGAAUCGAUGCUCCUCGUCUCAAAGUGCUGUGUUUUCGGGUCAUCUUGCGGAGCAUUUGGUUCAAGUAUACCCCGCUUCUUUCGCUGGUAUCCAUUCUAGACGAAAGAGAUUACUUGUCCAAUAAGUUGUACGAUGAUCAGCAAGACAGUGUUGAUAUAGUCGAUGUAUUUGCUUCCCUCCCUGCACUCCAAGAGCUGAAACUUGGCAUUGAAUUCCUGCAACUACGUCUAGCUAUACUCCUCCCCUACUCGGCAUUGUUUUGUUUCUCUCCAUCUGCUCAAUACUCAUGUAUUUUGGUGCUCUUCUCCACUCUAGUUACUUGCUGCAGGUGACCAUGUUCCCAAAAGGCUUCCUACUCCUCUUCAGCACUUGGAAGUCCUGGAAAUGGAUAACAUAGAAUUGCAUAGCUUGCGCGAGGCACGUGUUCUCCUUUGCCUGAUCAUGAGCUCUCCCAACUUGAAAAUGUGAUCGACAUCCUGGGUAGUUUGUUGGAAGCAGGGGAACUUACUGGAUCGACCGGUUGUUGCUUUCAGCGUCUUGAGGAGUUGAUCAUUGACGGAAGCCAUGGCUCACAGGUGGAGCUGGACCUGGUGAGGCUUGUGCUAGCCAAUGCCCCACUACUUCGCAGGAUUGUCAUCGAUGGGCUUCACCUUAUUUGAGCUGCAGGAAUCGUCCAGAGUUCUGGAAAGAGGUGACACAGUACUGUGAUUGUAUGAGAGUCGAAGCAGAGGUCGUAUUCUCUGGAAUCAUGAUCUUGAACGCUUUUCUGGAGGCUUUAAGCGACUGAACUUCCUUUAUGUUGUUUUCCUUGUUUUUUUGUCUCGUAGACUAGCAAGUAGCAACUCUAGUUGAUUCUUUCAUGCAUUGGCCAAUGUUGGCUUUAAGCUACUAAAUUUCCUUUGUGCCA